Messenger RNA from Scophthalmus maximus (turbot), 1923 nucleotides. It is a transcript of the gene sc5d, whose product is annotated as sterol-C5-desaturase. Gene Ontology annotation, molecular function: oxidoreductase activity; iron ion binding. The record is from RefSeq and is a predicted model, not a curated record. NCBI's taxonomy places the organism in Eukaryota, Metazoa, Chordata, Actinopteri, Pleuronectiformes, Scophthalmidae. Bases 110 to 1000 code for a protein of 296 amino acids. The transcript has 5 exons.
UGUAACAGGUAACUCGUUACUGAUUGGUCGCUCCGGCCACCUUCAGUUUACUGCACUGAUCUCUGCUCUUGUUCCGGGAUUCGAGCGACCGACACAACAAGAUUCCACCAUGGAUCUUGUGCUGAACGUGGCCGACUCGUACGUGCUCACGCCGUACGUCUACCCCGCGUCGUGGCCCGAGGACGGGGCCCUGCGGCAGAUCAUCGGCCUGCUGGUGCUGACCAACCUCGGGGCCGCCGUCCUGUACCUGGGCCUGGGCGCCAUCAGCUACUUCCUCAUCUUCGACCACAAGCUGAAGAAACACCCGCACUUCCUGGAGAAUCAGGUUCAGAGGGAGAUCAAAUAUGCCAUGACGUCUCUCCCCGUGAUCAGCAUUCCCACCGUGGCUCUGUUCUUCGCCGAAGUUCGAGGAUACAGCAAACUGUACGACAACGUCGACGAUUCUCCUCUGGGUUGGCCCGGGAUACUGCUGAGUAUGAUCUCCUUCCUGUUUUUCACUGACAUGUGUAUCUACUGGAUUCAUCGCUUCCUGCACCACAAGCGUAUUUAUAAGCUGUUUCACAAGCCGCACCACAUAUGGAAGAUCCCCACCCCCUUCGCCAGCCACGCCUUCCACCCGGUGGACGGCUUCAUGCAGGGCCUGCCGUACCACAUCUACCCCUUCCUCUUCCCCCUGCACAAGGUGCUCUACCUGGCCCUGUACGUCUUCGUCAACAUCUGGACCAUCUCCAUCCACGACGGCGACUACCGCGUCCCCGGCGGCCUGACGAGCGUCAUCAACGGCUCGGCCCACCACACCGACCACCACCUCUUCUUCGACUACAACUACGGCCAGUACUUCACCCUGUGGGACCGGCUGGGGGGCUCCUACAGGCACCCGUCGGCGCUGCUGGGGAAGGGCCCCCACGACCUGAUCCGGAAACUCCAGGCCGAGGGGAGGUUAGGAGACGACGGAGCGAAGGCUAAAGGGCCAGCGAACGGACACGCUAAGGAGGAGUAACAGCGGGAGGGAAAUUAAAAUGAGCUGCAGGAAAUGAUCGCUAUUUUUGUGAAGACAAUGUGCUGCACACACAAAUACUCGGCUGGAAAAAAUAUUGGGGGGAAUAAUAUAAGUGAGUGUACUUGCCAAAAUGAGCCGUUGUGAAAUUUCGAAUCUAGUGGGAAAAGCCCCCCGGAGUGACAUCAUUAAGAGGUCCACGUGUGAAGGUGAUAUUCUCUGACGUGCCCGUCGUCGAGAGAGCCGGCUGUAAUCGAAGGGAGAGACGGCGACGGACUGAAGCCGCUACGCCAUCAGUGACGGACGGUAACUGUGUAAAGGGGAAGUUUGACUUCACGAGUAAGAAUCGAAUUUGAUUCAAAAUCUGAUUUAACAAGUUGUAACUCAAGACCGGAAAUACAGAAAGUAGCCUCCUACAUUAACAUUUAAAUCUAACUGCGAAAAGAUUGACUUGCCUCGUUGUUCGAUCGGGCCUGAAUUCAUCGUUGCAGUUACAGAAACAAAAUAGAAAACAGAGCAAGUCCCUCAGAAAUUGUGUUGAAGAAAUGUGGUCUCUGCUCAGGGGAAUUUGAGUUCAUGGGAUGAAAUUUGUAGCCACUGUAAUUGUCAUCUAUAAAACAGUUCCCGGUUGAAUAAUGUUUUAAGCUCAAAUUAAUUCUGUCCGCUCCUAAGCCGGUUCUCUCUUGUCACGAGACGAUCGAAACGGCUCUAUCUCUCAAGUAGUUUGAGUUUCAAGUUGCUCUGUAAGACAACCUGGACAUGCUUCAGUUACAUUGACUUGGUUUUCUGUUUUAACCAGUCCACAGUCCAAACGAUGUAAGAUAACAUUUCUUUUGGUUGCAUAUUGAUCACAGUUCAUGUCUUCGCUCUGCCUGUUGAGGCGAAUGCUUCAUCGUUAGUAUGAGAAUAAAGCAGCAUUCCCUCUU